Messenger RNA from Rhagoletis zephyria (snowberry fruit fly), 1452 nucleotides. The record is from RefSeq and is a predicted model, not a curated record. Lineage: Eukaryota; Metazoa; Arthropoda; Insecta; Diptera; Tephritidae.
AUGUGGAGCGGCAACUACGCCACCAGUCAGACUGAGGUGCAACGAUACUGCAAUGUGAGCACUGAGCGACGGGCCAAGGCCGCCCUUUACCUCAACUUCAUCGGCGUCGCCCUCCUCAUCAGCUGCGCCUGUCUCUGCGGCAUUGCCCUUUACGGCUUCUACGGUCACUGUGAUCCACUGCGGGCGGGCGCCAUCACCAAGACUGACCAGCUGAUGCCGUACUUUGUCAUGGCCGAGCUGCAGCACCUGCCCGGACUCGCUGGCCUUUUUGUUAGCUGCGUCUUUAGCGCCUCUCUCAGUACAAUGAGCAGCGGAUUCAACGCUCUGGCGACUGUAACAUAUGAUGACUUUCUUGGUCAGACGGCUUUCAUGAAGGCGCUGCCGGAGAGGAAGGUGCAGAUGGUGAGCAAGGCGGUCGCCUUUGGCUACGGCAUCCUAGCCAUUCUCAUGGCCUUUGUAGUUAGUCAGAUCAACUCUAUUUUGGAGGCAGCCAUCUCCAUUGCGGGCGCUCUGGUCGGCCCAAUGUUUGGCCUUUUCCUCCUCGGCAUCCUCUGUCCGUUUGCCAACGCCUUUGGCGUCCUCUGCGGCCUCUUUACCGGCGAGUUUUUUGGCCUCUGGCUGCUCAUUGGCUCGCUCACCUUUCCGAAGAAACCGCAAAUGUUGCCCACUGAAAUUGACCAGUGUCCAGCUAAUGCGACCGCUUCUUUUGCCACCUCGGUGUUCACCUCUGGUCCGACGGUGACGCCGUUGAACACCGAUGACCCCGAUCGAACGGGAAUGCUGCACUUUUACCAUAUCGCCUUUCUCCUGGUGCCCGUUUUUGGUUGUUUCAUUUCACUCAUAGUCGGCUUCAUCUGUUCACUACUUUCAGGUGGCACGAAAACGGCACAGAAGGUGCCGCCGCAGUACCUGAGCAAGGUCGCCUGGCUUCUGUGGCCGGCGCACCUGUUGCCUGAAAAGAGCAGUAGUAUCGACUCAAUUGAGUAUGGCAGCAAUGGCAUUACUACUAAAAGCAAACCGGGAUCAGAUGGGAACAACGUAAAAAACAAUAACAACAACAACAACAACAACAACAACAACAAUGUCAAACCGAGUGACAUUCAGAUGACGCAGUGUGACGGCACUUCGCCAAAGAAGAACUUUGGCAGUGAAAGCUGUCGAUCAGGUGGAAAUCCACAUUUUGAGAAUGUCAAACGCAGUCGCAUCAUCAAACAGAACGCAUUUGACGAUGACACCGGUGAGGACGGUGAUGAGAAGACGAAGAUCCUCGCCUACCGAGCUUACUCGCCGGAGACGGAAACCUCACUGACGACUGACACCUCGCCACGGCCACCCGGGGGCGAUCGUCGCGACUUUUCGCCUGCCACCACUAUUUCAGGUCCUUCCACUUCUGACUACUCCAGCACAUCUUCCAUUUCACCCUCCUCUCCGGAGACGGUGCGCAAAUCGUGA